Messenger RNA from Chrysochloris asiatica (Cape golden mole), 1272 nucleotides. RefSeq names its product transmembrane protease serine 11G-like. Gene Ontology annotation, molecular function: serine-type endopeptidase activity. NCBI's taxonomy places the organism in Eukaryota, Metazoa, Chordata, Mammalia, Afrosoricida, Chrysochloridae. The record is from RefSeq and is a predicted model, not a curated record. Gene Ontology annotation, biological process: proteolysis. The coding region runs from base 1 to 1272 and encodes 423 amino acids. Gene Ontology annotation, cellular component: plasma membrane; extracellular region. The transcript has 9 exons.
AUGCAACUCUCUUUUAAAAGGCCAGUGAUACUAAAUGGAAGAACAAGCUCACUGAGACCAUGGAUGAUUGUCCUUAUUAUCACAGCUGUUGUCUUGGUUCUGGCAAUAAUUAUCGGUCUCCUGGUUUAUUUUUUGGCAUAUGAUCAGAAGCCUUAUUAUUACCAGGCUUCCUUCCAGAUUCCCAGUAUUCAAUACAAUCCUGAUUUCUCAGUAGAACACUCAAAAAGUGGGACUGACCUAAAACAAAAUAUCCAUAGUGAGAUAGAUACGAUAUUUCAAAAAUCCAGUUUAAACCACCACUACAUCAAGUCACAUGUUGUCAACUUUAGGUCAAGUAACGAUGGUUUGAAAACCGAUGUAUUGCUUAAAUUUCAGUUUGCUUCUAACAAUGGAGGCACAUUAAAGAAGCAAGUUGAUGACAUUUUAUAUCAGAAGUUAAAAUCAGAUGAAAGCUUCUUGAAGAUAGAUACAUCAUUACCUUAUCUUAGAGAUGUGAAUGAAGUUCACGCAGAACACAUUCUGAACAGUGGUUGCGGUGUAGGGAGGGAGUCCUCAGCCUCUUCCAUGGAAAGGAUUACCCCUGGUGAUGAAGCAGGGAAAGCCUCUUGGCCAUGGCAAGCCAGCCUACAAAUAGGUGGUAUCCAUUUCUGUGGAGCAUCUUUGAUUAGCAAGGAGUGGCUCGUCACUGCUGCUCACUGCUUUGACAAUAACAAAAACCCAAAACUGUGGAUGGUUAGUUUUGGAACAACUCUAAACCCUCCACUGAUGAGAAGAAAUGUGCAGUUGAUUAUCAUCCAUGAAAACUAUGCAGCCCAUAAGCAUGACGAUGACAUCGCUCUGGUGAAGCUCGCCACCCCAGUCACAUUUUCUGAUGAUGUGCACAGAGUCUGUCUCCCGGAUGCUACUUUUAAAGUCUUACCUAAGAGUUCAGUGUUUGUCACUGGAUGGGGAGCUGUCAAAAAAAAUGGUGCCUUUCCUAAUACUCUGAGAGAAGCUAAAGUAGAAGUUAUAAGCAAUGAUGUAUGUAAUCGGGUUGAUGUAUAUGGUGGUGCUGUGUCAUCAGGAAUGAUAUGUGCUGGAUACUUGAUUGGAGGACAGGAUGCUUGUGAGGGUGAUUCUGGAGGACCUCUAGUUAUUGCACAUGAGACAAACACCUGGUAUCUUAUUGGAAUAGUAAGCUGGGGAAUAGACUGUGGUAAACCAAACAAACCUGGACUGUAUACCAGAGUGACUCGUUACCGGGACUGGAUUAAAUCAAAAACAAAUAUCUAA